AAGCUCAGCAUCGUGGAGAAGCAACCGCCGCGGCAGCGUCCUGAGGCCUCCUCAGGGGCAAAUGGACUACACAUCCCACAAUGCUUGGCGAAGAGUCCCGCCGGCGCAGGAUUCCUAUUGGCGGAGAGCGACCCUCCUCUCCGAUCGCGUUCCUCUGCCCGGGGCCGUUGCCGUGUUGCUGUUCCGAGAAGGUGUCAGCAGAGCUCGGCGUGUUACGAGGACCCAUGGCAGUGGCCGCCGCAGCGCAGCGGGCUCGCCGGGGUUUACUCCUGCGAGCCGUCUUCAGAGGGCAGCUCGGCUGCAGAGGCUGCCGCUCUGGGGUGCCCGUGAGGCAGCAGCAAGCGCUCCAAGCUCCCACCGCCGCGGCUCAGGAGAUUACAAGUACAAGAAGAAAAGGAUUCCUUACUGAACAUGCUGCCCCCUUUUCUGCUUUUUUGACUGACAACUUUGGUCGCCAGCACAACUACUUAAGGAUCUCCCUGACUGAGAAAUGCAACCUCAGAUGUCAGUACUGUAUGCCAGAGGAAGGAGUCCAGUUAACUCCCAAGACUGAGCUACUGACCACACAGGAGAUAAUCACACUUGCAAGACUCUUCGUGGAGGAAGGAGUGGAAAAGAUCCGACUGACUGGGGGAGAGCCUCUUAUCCGGCCUGACGUGGUUGAUAUUAUAGCUCAACUGCGAAAACUGGAAGGCUUAAAAACCAUCGCUGUAACAAGCAAUGGGAUCAAUCUGGCCCGACUGUUGCCCCGGCUGAAGGAGGCUGGCCUUAAUGCCAUUAACAUUAGCUUGGACACAUUAGUCCCAGCCAAAUUUGAAUUCAUUGUCCGUCGAAAAGGAUUCCAUAAGGUAAUGGAAGGAAUCCACAAAGCCAUUGAACUUGGAUAUGAUCCUGUUAAGGUGAAUUGUGUGGUGAUGAGAGGUCUCAAUGAAGAGGAAAUGGUGGAUUUUGUGGCUCUUACAGAGAAGCAGCCCUUGGAUGUGCGCUUCAUAGAAUACAUGCCCUUUGAUGGCAAUAAAUGGAACUUCAAGAAAAUGGUGAGCUAUAAGGAGAUGUUGGAUGCAAUAAAGCAAAGAUGGCCGGAGUUGGAAAAGCUGCCAUGUGAAGAAGCCUCUAGCACUGCCAAGGCAUACAAAGUGCCAGAUUUUCAGGGACAAAUCAGCUUCAUCACAUCAAUGUCUGAGCACUUCUGUGGAUCCUGUAAUCGCCUGAGGAUCACAGCUGAUGGUAACUUGAAGGUGUGUCUUUUUGGAAAUUCAGAAGUGUCCUUGCGGGAUUAUCUGCGAUCUAAUGCCACAAAAGAGGAAUUGAUUCAAAUCAUUGGUGCAGCUGUUGGGAGGAAAAAGAAACAACAUGCUGGCAUGUUCAACAUUUCUCAGAUGAAGAACAGACCAAUGAUCCUCAUCGAAUCGGCAUCAAGGUCAUUCUCAUUGCCCCGAGAUGCCCUACAGGACCAAGGAACUUUAAAUGGUGGGGGCCACAGACUUGGCCACUGGCUGACUCUGAGAGCAAGUUUAUGCAAGCAGAUGGGGAAAACGUUUAGGAAAAAUGGGUUUACAGGACACCACGCCCUGCCAGGAUUUCACACACCAAGACAGCUUGCAGCAGGAAUUCUGCAAGCUUCGCCGAGUAGUAAUUGCAAUCUCCAAAAGAGCUUGAGCUCUAAUUUGGACAUGAAGUGCCUUAGGACAGGAGCUUCUGUCUCCAAUCAGAAAUCCUACAAGGUUAGGGGCAUUCUCUCCAGAGUGAGAAACCAGCCGGAAGAGAUGUGUUCAAGAUUUUUAUCCACUACCAAGUUACUUGGUGCCUCAGAAUGCCUAACCCACAUUGACCAGGAGGGCCGGGCUUCCAUGGUGGAUGUGGGCAGGAAGCUUGAGUCUGAAAGGACGGCAGUGGCCACUGCCGUGGUCCGUCUGGGUGCGAAGGUAUUUGAAUUGGUGCAGCAGAACCAAAUGAAAAAAGGGGAUGUGCUGGCAGUUGCCCAGAUUGCAGGGAUUCAGGGUGCCAAGUUGACGUAUCAGCUGAUCCCUCUUUGCCAUAACAUCCCACUGAAUCUGGUGGAUGUUUCACUGAGUCUAGAUGAGAGGAGGCAUGCAGUGGUGAUCCGGGCUGUGUGCCGCACUUAUGGGAAAACGGGUGUUGAGAUGGAAGCCUUGACCGCUGCCAGCCUAGCUGCUUUGACUGUCUAUGAUAUGUGCAAAGCAGUCAGUCACAACAUGGUAAUUGAAGAGGUGAAACUGCUCAGCAAGGAAGGAGGGCAAAGAGGAAACUUCCAGCGAGGCUAGAAGGUAUCCGAAGACUCUGAACAUAGAGAUCAUCCUCAGCAUCAAAGCCUUCAUCUGCACAUCAGGAUUUCCACAAUCAUUAUUUGAAUUGCCAAUUGUUUUACCAUAGAAUUAAUAUCCACUUAUAUCAUUUGUCUUCCGUGUAUAGGUAGACUUGGAUCUUAUUGGUUGCUUGCCUUCUUCCUAUAAAAAUUACUGAUGAGGAUGAGGUUACUAAGGUCUCACCUUGCCAGAAUGUUCAGGAUUUGUGGAACUUGCUGAAGUGUAGCUGGGUUGAGCAUUUCAACUAUUGUCCUUGUACAAGGCUACAGUUUCACAUUCUUGCAGUUGUUCAUCUCUCUCUCUUAGCACUCAGAUCUCUUCCACAACAGGAUUUCAACUAGAAUCUAUUGGAACAAAAAUAGUAGAAGUUAAGAUUCUCAGUCAACUGAGCCAUUAUUUUAAGACCUUGCUUAGGCCCAAGAUGGCAAAAUAUAAACUAGAAAACUACCUGAUUGUUUCCUAGAUUACUUGAGCCAAAUGCAAUUUUUAGUACACUGAGAUGAAGCUGAGUGUUGCACUUAAUAUUGGGAAUCAUUUGUUUGUCCACUGGGGGAAGAUGGAUGCUAAAUAAUCAAGACAUAGAAUAUGGAGAGACUUGUACAUAAAAUGGCAUUGAAUGUUAAUAAAGCCAAAUAAUUUGCACAAUCGCUACUGUUUCCUGCCAACAAAAUUGUGCCUAAUAUAUCUCUCUUCUGGUGUGGCACAGUUCUGGAAGCAGUAUUCCAAGUUAACAGCCCUCUCUGUCUUCUGUAGGGCACUGAAAUGAGUAUUGUGCUGAGAUGCGUGGUCUUUGUGCUGAAGCUGCUCACAAGGCUACCUUUCCUAAAAUCAUUCAAAAUCAUCUUCACACUGUAUCCCUAGAACCUUCUCAAUAUUAGAAUUCUCUAUUUUUCCUUGCUGUUUCUCAUGGCAUGCAAGUACAGAGGUAGCAGGGUUGUGUCUUUGUUUGCCACACGUGCAGUAGCAGCAGAUCCUUCCCAAAAGCGGGGGCGGGGGAGUGCCAGUUCAUUGGCUUGCAACCCAGCAGGUGUGACUUUACAACCUGCUUGAGGGCUGCUCCAGUUGCUUCAUUGAGAAGUAAAAGUGUGUAGCUAGUUUUAAUGCUGAUAAUUAAAGAGACUCAUCCUGGUUUUACAAAGGUGAUUCUUAAAAUCUGUUGAGUGCUUUGGACACAUUCAGGUAAAUAUGACCAAGUGUAAAGCAGCUUGAGGGCUGUGUUUAAUACAGGGUAGCCAUUCUGUGAAAAUGGUACAUGUGCUGUUGUGACAUUUUGGUGCCUUUUUCCUUUUAUGAGCACAUACUCAUGGGGCCCUUUCAGUAUAUAAACUUCUAUUAACUGCAAAUAAAUUUUGAAAGAACAGUUGUCUUUCUGAGAACAUCCGAGGAAAUUUUUAUAAAGGCAUAUGUUGCAUUUCAAGUUGCCUGCUGUGAUACUUGAACAACAUUUCCCCACUAAGCAAUUUGUGAACGGCAGGGAGUUAUCUUAAUAGCGGUACCUGCAUUGCAGAUCUUGACCCCUUAAGGAUGUCUCAGUGUUUAGAGCCCAGAAACUGAGCAAUCUGUUUAUGGAAAACUGUCUUAAUGCUUGUAAAUAGUGAAGGGAAAGGUUAGGCUGAGGGGAGUUCCUUCUCAGGAAACCCCAGCAAGCUUGAUACAGCUUGGCCUGUACAUGUUAUUGUUAACAUGAGUGGAAACUAGAUCAAGAUCAAAAUUUGUAGGUCCAUCACUAGAACUAUUUAGGAGGAACACUGUGCUCCUCCAAGGGCACUCAGUAAAUGCUUUUAAAAUACACUGUGGCUUGGGGGGGGGGGGGCGGCAGCGCGGCAGUGUUAAUCUUCAACUUACCCAGGUACAGGCAUUUGAAUGUUGCUGCAAACCUUUCUUCCUCAACCCUGAAAUGGUGCCCCUAAGCUACAGCUGUUCUUUGUGAUGCUGAUAUAGAUGAUGUUCUCAUUGCUGAAAUGAAGCUGCCAGAUGAAGCUGUUGUUGCCCAGGUUAGGAGACAAGUGACUUAUGCUGCCUAGAAAAUAACACUUCCUUGGGUUAGCCAAAAAGCAAGCAAAUAAGAGUGCUAUGAUUCACAUAAUUUCAGGUAGGUAGCCAUGCUGGUCUGUAGUAGAAGAGCAAGAUUUGAGCUCAGCAGCACCUUAAAGGCCAACUAGAUUUCCAGGGUAUGAGCUUUCAAGAGUCAAAGCUCCCUUCCUGAAUCUUGCUUGAUUCACAUAGUUGAAAUGGGAGUUUAAUGCACUAAGGUUUCUAUUAUAUGAAGCUGCUUUUGCAAAAUAUGGUGAGUGGAAAAGCAAUUAAUGAUGAUUUGAAUGAAAAAACUCCAGCUUCCUGUGUCCUUCCAUGUUUAUUUUUACUCCACUUAUAUGUAGGUAUGCCAGACUCCUUAAAUGGAAAUGGGUAGUCAGGGUUGCUUUGCACAUUACAUUCUACAUGGUAAUUUUUGAUAUAGAAAAAGAAAUGCACUUUGAAGAGUAGCACAAGUAUUCUUUCCUCCCUGAGUACAAUCAUUAGAUAGUUAAGCAAUACAGCAAGAUUAUCUCUAGUUAGUGGAGAGCUCUUUAAGCCCAAGUUGUAUUCUAGUCUCUAAUGUCCUACUCCUGUACCAGACAAUAUGUGCUCUGGAUGCAUAUCUGAAGCAAUAUACAAGAUCCAACAAAGGUUUCCUGUACAAAUACAGGUGAAAUGAAAGAGUUGCACAAGAAUGUACAAUUGGAGUUUCUGUAAAUGCUGUUCCUGGUGGAGUAUUCUUUACGGUUGGUAAACUAUCGGUCUCACGGGUGGACUGGGACAAUGAAACAGCUCUUGGAGCAAAUGGAACCAGGUGGCUCCUGUGGUGCUAAUAGCACUAGAGGAGCUGCUUAGUUCAGCUCCACUGUCACUGCUGCAGCCCAAGUCUCAGCCUAAUAACUCCUCCAGUGUUGUCAGCACCACAGAGGCCACUUGGUUCAGCUAGUUUCUAGCUACCCACCAGGAACUUUCCUGGGAAGUAAAAGGGCCAGUCUGCCCUGGUCAGUAUUGCCCCUAUUUUGCCUAGGGAUGGCAGAGUGCAACUCAGAGCCUAUUUAAGUCUGUAGCCAUAGGACUAAUGUGGGACUUUUGUGGUAUUUAGCUUGCAAGCUCAUUUUUAGUAGAGUUCCAGAGAUUUGAGCUCUAGGAGAAUAAAGAUUAUACAGAUCACACAUACUAAAUGCUCAAGGAGUUCCUUUUCUUUAGAAGAAACCUAUAAAAGGUCUCCGUGCAGUGGCUUUUUGCUUCUUAUGUAAAUGCAGUGACACAACUACUUUUGAAAGGACCUGCAAAUAAAGUUGAUGUCAUGAAAAGAGAGCUUAAUGCAGGAACUGGCUCUGAAUAUGUUGUAUUAAUUUCCGGGGAAAGCUGUGUACUGCUGACAGGAUUGGAUCCUACAGACCUAUUUUGCUAAUGGUUAAGCCUUCCUCUGAUUAAGGCUCCUUUACAGAAAGGAGAUGCUGUUAGAACAUAUCUGCAGGGCCCAGCACAUGCUGUCAAGAAGACUUCAAGCUCUUUUCAAUUGCAUUUUAUCUGUUGACAAAUAAAUGGGGUGAUAUGGCUUGGGGAUUUGGCAAGUGGCCUUUUGAUUCCUUUCAGGAGCAGACCAGUUACAUUUGAAGUGAUGACAUCUUUUAGUGCCAUAACCAAAUGCUCUGACCAACUCUAGUAACUAUGCACAACCAUUCUGAUAUGAAAAUGUUUUAUGAUGUAGAUCUUUUUUCUAGAUAACAAAUGAUGGAAUUGGGGCAAAAUUAUUUACACCCAGCUUUCUUAUCGUGGUAUCAUUGAGAGAAACUUUUUUUGCUGUACUACACUUUUAAUAAAUUAAACUUGCAAUCAA
Messenger RNA from Eublepharis macularius, 6186 nucleotides. It is a transcript of the gene MOCS1, whose product is annotated as molybdenum cofactor synthesis 1. Gene Ontology annotation, biological process: Mo-molybdopterin cofactor biosynthetic process. The transcript has 11 exons. The coding region runs from base 81 to 2285 and encodes 734 amino acids. NCBI's taxonomy places the organism in Eukaryota, Metazoa, Chordata, Lepidosauria, Squamata, Eublepharidae. Gene Ontology annotation, molecular function: 4 iron, 4 sulfur cluster binding; cyclic pyranopterin monophosphate synthase activity; GTP 3',8'-cyclase activity. The record is from RefSeq and is a predicted model, not a curated record.